This is a messenger RNA of Pleurotus ostreatus (oyster mushroom), 255 nucleotides long. RefSeq lists its product as uncharacterized. NCBI's taxonomy places the organism in Eukaryota, Fungi, Basidiomycota, Agaricomycetes, Agaricales, Pleurotaceae. The record is from RefSeq and is a predicted model, not a curated record. The transcript has a single exon. The coding region runs from base 1 to 255 and encodes 84 amino acids.
AUGGCUUACGGCUACAACAUCUCCCUUCUUCCUGACGCACCCUCCUCCUCCCACUCAUUCUCCGUCUUCCAAAAUGCUUACGCACCUCGGGAGACGUACGCUCAGUACGAUGGCCUUCGCCAAGCCCUUCGGUCGUCCAGCCGAGCCAACGUCAACGCCAACGUCAGCGCUCGCGCAAAGGCCUCUUCAAAGAAACCUUCGAAGAAGAUAUCCAAGCCCGCCAACAAGCUUUCCAAGCUUUUAGGCCGGAUUUGA